AACUGCUACGUCUCUGCUUAGCCUAUCGGCUUCCAAGAUGCAAUACGCAUCUAAAUGAAAAUAACGCGCGCGCUUUCACUAAUCCCCCUCUAUCCUUUUUAUCUGCUGGACUGGCCGCACUCACAUCACUAUGGGACGCUGAGGCAGAGCGAGGACGACAUGCUGCAGAUAUCUGGAUAAAGCGCAGGAAGCUGUUUUUCUGAGUUCCUGACUGAGUUUCUGAGGGUCAGCUGCUGAAGAGCAGGAGGGGAAUCAUGGUGCUCGCGGUUUUUCUGGGGCUUUGGCUGGUUUCAGGGGAGUUCCAGCCGGUGUGGAGCUCCUGUCCCUCUCAGUGUAGCUGUUUCUACCACAGCCUGAGUGAUGGAUCCAGAGCCAGGAGUGUGAUUUGUAAUGAUCCUGAGAUUUCACUGGUGCCUGCCAGCUUCCCCGCUGACACCUCCAAACUCAGAAUAGAAAAAACAGCCAUCAAGAGGAUUCCCAGCGAAGCUUUCAACUACCUCUCCAAUCUGGAAUUUCUGUGGAUGUCCUUCAAUGUGUUAGCAUCCCUAAACACGGACAGUUUCCGCGGUCUGUACAGCCUGGAGGAGCUGAGGCUGGAUGGUAAUUCCCUCACUACUUUUCCAUGGGAAUCGUUAAUGGACAUGCCCAGUCUGAGACUCCUCGACCUGCACAAUAACCAGCUGUCCUCUGUCCCACCUGAGGCCACACUGUACAUAAAAAACUUAACCUACCUGGACCUGUCCAGCAACAACCUGCUGACAUUACCAUCUGAAGUCCUGGCUACAUGGUUGACAAUCAAAGCUGUUCAAGGACUGGAGAGUUCAAAAAUGAUUCUGGGGCUCCAUGACAAUCCUUGGCUCUGUGACUGCCGACUCUACGACCUGGUCCAGUUCCAGAAGUUCCCGUCACUCUCCGUGGCCUUUAUUGACACCAGACUGAGGUGCGCUGAUCCUGAGAGUCUGUCGGGGGUUCUGUUUAGUGAUGCAGAGCUGAGACGAUGCCAGAGCCCCAGGGUUCAUACGGCUGUAGCCCGGGUCAGGAGCGCAGUGGGCAACAACGUGCUGCUGCGUUGUGGCACCAUCGGGGUCCCCAUCCCUGAGCUGGCCUGGAGGAGAGCAGAUGGAAAGCUACUGAAUGGGACAGUUCAGCAAGAGAACUCUAAAGAGGGAAUCGUUUGGUCUAUUCUGAGCGUGCCUGCGGUUUCCUUCUACGACUCUGGGAAAUACAUCUGCAAAGCCACUAAUUAUGCUGGGAGUGCUGAAGCAGUUAUUUCUCUGAUCAUAAGCGACUCUCCAAAAAUGGAAAAUCAAACUGCAAAUGCAAAGAAAGUCAAAGGAAAGAAGCCGGGCCCUGUUGUGAAGGCAGCUUAUCAAGAAAAACUUAUUGCCAGAUAUGUGUCUCCAAGACCCACUCCCGCCUCUGCUCUUGUAGCCCCUGUAGUUUACACUGGCCCUUAUCCUGGCAUGGACAGUGACAGUAUUGCAGACAGUGGGACGAAUGUUCAAACAACUGGUCCUGAUGGACUCCUAGAAACCAAUCUGAGCAAUCUCGCAGCAAACACGUCGUCCCUGCAGCAAGACCCUGAGAGAGUGGUCCGCUCCGUCAAAGUAAUCGGAGAUACAGACUAUACAGUGUGUCUUAACUGGCGAGCACCCAAGGCCAAGAACACCACGGCCUUCAGUGUGCUCUACGCUGUGUUUGGAGAGCGGGAUAUGCGACGAAUUAAUGUCAGUCCCGGCAACAACCGGAUCCUCAUCGAGGGCUUGGUUCCAAAAACCAAAUACAUUGCCUGUGUGUGCGUAAAAGGCCUGAUCCCCAAAAAAGAGCAGUGCGUAAUCUUCUCAACAGAUGCGGCGGCAAGCGCUAAUGGGACUCAAAAGCUCAUUAAUGUAGUUGUAAUCACGGUUGCCUGUGUGAUAGCCGUGCCUCUGACUGUGAUCGUCUGCUGUGGGGCGCUUAAGAGGAAAAUCCAGAAAUUUCUGGGCAAAAAGUCCAAAGACAUUCCGGACUCAUACGUGACGUUUGAGACCCUGUCCCCCAGCACCAAGGCUAAAGGUCUGGAGGGGGAAUAUCUGAACAGACUGAACCCAGAGGAGUCCAACAGACUGCUCUCAGCCAGGUCCAGCCUGGACUCUGAGUCCACCGCUAAGAUUGAGGGACAGCCGAACGAAUACUUCUGCUGACAAUUUCCCUCAGCCACCGCUCCACCACACGGCCUAGGUAUCCAGGCUCAGCCCCAGUAUCUGAGUGCACACAAUCUGUACCAGCAGUACCUCGCUGAGCAUUCCUAAAUACAAAUACAAUCUAUAUAUGGAUACCUAUGGAGUUAGUAACUAAGGACACAAUAGGAAGAGUCGUGAGUGGUUCUUCUUUGGAUCAUCAGCUGUGCUCUUUGUUACUACACUCAUGGACUUAGUUUUACGACUAAGCCAUACGGCUGGUGGUGGGGUUGUGGCUGAGCAAUCCCGGGACUAAACACAUACACACAUAUACACACAGACAUAUACACAUGCACACAAACAUGAACUUUACUGACCUUUAUUUCAGAUAUUGAUCCAUGGUUAAAGGGAAACUGUCAUUGACUAAGUGAAUUGACUGACUGUAUGUAAAGUACUACUGUAUAUAUGUAUAUACAUCCAGAGUACAUUAAAAAUAUAUAUUCCUUUCAUCUUUACAUUCCAUGUAGUUUAAGCUUUGUAAAUACAGUAUAUUUUAGAACCAUCUUUAAAUAGAUUUCUGAAGUGAACUGAUUAAUUUGCACUAACUCAAGUAGUUUAAUAUAAUGAUACUUUUAGCAGUAUUCUAAUAAUGUUGCUGAAUAAUAAAACUCUAUGAGAUUUUUAGAUGUGGCAACAUUUUUAUCUGUAUUCAGCUUUUUAGCAUAAAUGUGACCCAUGUCAAUGAUUUAUCCUGACAAUUAAACUUUGUUAACUUUGUUUUAUACCCCAAACCUCAAUGUGU
Molecule: messenger RNA, 2961 nt
Organism: Astyanax mexicanus (Mexican tetra)
Lineage: Eukaryota; Metazoa; Chordata; Actinopteri; Characiformes; Acestrorhamphidae
Gene: lrit1a
Product: leucine-rich repeat, immunoglobulin-like and transmembrane domains 1a
Exons: 4
Coding region: 255-2183 (642 amino acids)
Cellular component (GO): endoplasmic reticulum membrane
Molecular function (GO): protein binding
Source: RefSeq, a predicted model, not a curated record